Molecule: messenger RNA, 330 nt
Organism: Trichobilharzia szidati
Lineage: Eukaryota; Metazoa; Platyhelminthes; Trematoda; Strigeidida; Schistosomatidae
Source: the annotation of a GenBank genome assembly
AAGUUUAUCUAUCAAUUUGAUUUCCUCAUUUUUUUCACCUUUCUAGACUAUAUUUAUCCAUCGGAUGUUACGCGUAAGUCCAUAAACCAAAUUCUCUUUGUAUGCUUUUAUGCCAACACUGUUCAUUUGAUCCUGUUUAAUAUGUCGUUUUCUUACAAUUUCAUUAUGAAAUCAAACAAAUCCCGUUGUGCACGGUUUACAUGUUGUCAUCUACAAGUAUUAACUGUCAACAAUGUUUUUGUCAAACGUUUUCAUAAUUCAAAAGCCAACAAAAUAAAUGCCUUUGCGAAAAUCACAAAAGAAUGUAAGUCAUUUGUCGUAAAUUUAUGA